Molecule: messenger RNA, 913 nt
Organism: Myzus persicae (green peach aphid)
Lineage: Eukaryota; Metazoa; Arthropoda; Insecta; Hemiptera; Aphididae
Product: 60S ribosomal protein L7a-like
Exons: 2
Coding region: 127-318 (63 amino acids)
Source: RefSeq, a predicted model, not a curated record
AACCUAUAAUUUACAAAUGUUCUUCUUGAACCGAAGUGUCUACAAGGUUCGUCCAUUCAUUUUCUUUUGCGAUUAUUCGCAUUUAUAUCCUCGUUUAUCUGGUUGAUCGUUUGGUUUUUUGUCAUCAUGGCUCCAAAGAAGCCGAGCUCCAGUAAAAAGGUCGGAAAGAAAGCGAAGAUCGCCCCAGCACCUCUCGUCAGUGAGAAACCAAAAAAGGUUCUUAAACAGAAGGUUGUUAACCCUUUGUUUGAAAAAAGACCCAGGAACUUCGGAAUUGGUAAGUUUAUUUUAUUUUUGAUUAUUUAUUAUUUAUUUUAAGGCCCCUAAAUUAUCCAGACAGGUAUAAAAUAUAAAUAUUUGAGUACCAAUGAAAAAAUAUUUAAUCGCAAUGAUGCUUGAAUUUCUUCACCUGAAUAAAAUGAAUUCUACUUGGUAGUUUUAUUUAAAGUAAUGCUGUAACUGACAUACUGAGCGAAAUUGGAUUUUAACUUUAUAUAUUAUUCAUUAUAACUCAACUCUAAUGUACCCAUUGUUUCUAUUAGAAUAUAGUUUGUUUAGAUAAUUGUAUUGGGAUAAGUGGAGGAACCCGUCUUAUUUUGUUAUGCUUUAAAUUUGUAUUUUUACUUGGAGAAACUGAAAAUUAUUAUGGUAGGGUUUAAGUUCAAUAUUUUAAAUAUCUAUACAAUUAUGUUAAAAUAAGUUAAUUUAUAAAAUACAUUAACUUUGGCCAUGAUGCUUGAAUUUCUUCAACGGAACUUUUCAUACAAUUAAAGUAUGUUUAGAGUAAUGUUGAAAAUGACAUUCUGAGCUUGUAUGUAUUUAAAUUUUUGAAUGAUGAGUUUUAUUGAUUGAUUUACAAUGAUAAUCAAAUACACAUUACGAGCUUUUUAACUCUGACAAAUUGUUUGUUUUU